UUUCAGUAUCAUCAUAUAAAAAUAUAUAAAUAGUACGCUUUAGUUCAAAUAUUUGAAUAUUUGAAUAUGGUUUAUAAUUGGUAUAAAAUGAAACCAUUUCAUUAAGUGAAUAUUUACAGUAUAAUGCGUGAGUGAAGUUAAACUUAAAAAGGAAUAGUAACACUUUGAACAUCGUUUUCAGACCAUUUUCAAUUAGUUAUAAAAGUACUUAAAACAUUUUAUUUUGAUAAAUAUUAAUUUUAUUCAGCGUUUUAUAAAACUCAUUGUCAUCAAAGAUAUAUACAUAUAUAUAUAUAUAUAUUUAUAUAUAGUGAAUGGAUAGAUCCAAACUUCUGAAAACAAUGCAAAAUCAAACACUGGACAGAUUAAAGAUGCUCUAUCCAAUGGUAAAUGAAGAUGAUACACCAUUGCCAAAGUCAUGGAGCUCAAAAGACAAAUACAAUUACAUAGGGCUUUCUCAAAAUAAUCUUCGUGUUCACUAUAAAGGAUAUGGCAAAACUCAUAAAGAUGCUGCUAGUGUACGAACAACGCACCCGAUUCCUGCUGCUUGUGGAUUAUACUAUUUUGAGGUUAAAAUAGUUAGCAAGGGUCGAGAUGGUUAUAUGGGCAUAGGAUUAUCAGCGCAUGGAGUUAAUGUUAAUCGGUUACCAGGAUGGGAUAAAAAUUCAUAUGGUUAUCACGGCGACGAUGGUCAUAGUUUUUGUUCAUCAGGAACCGGUCAACCGUAUGGUCCGACUUUUACUACUGGUGAUAUUAUAGGUUGUGGAGUGAAUUUAGUAGAUAAUACAGCGUUUUACACGAAAAAUGGUCAUCAUCUUGGUACAGCUUUUUCAGAUUUACCACCGAAUUUGUAUCCAACUGUUGGAUUGCAAACACCUGGAGAAGUGGUAGAUGCAAAUUUUGGCCAAACGCCAUUUUUAUUUGAUAUUACAGAUAUGAUUAAUGAAUUACGAGUUCGGACUCGUUUGCGCAUAAUUAAUUACUCUACUACUGCACUCAGUCAAGGACAAUGGCAAGAAGUACUCAACAAAAUGGUAUCAGCUUAUCUAGUACAUCAUGGUUAUUGUGAAACUGCCCGAGUUUUUGCUAAUACUUCUGGUCAAGUAUUUAAUGAAGAUUUUAGUGCAAUCAAAAAUAGACAAAGAAUUUUAAAGUUAAUCUUAUCUGGAGAUAUGGGAAAAGCAAUAGAGUUGACUAAUGAGUUAUAUCCAGGUCUCUUACAGAAGAAUUGCGAUUUAAUGUUUGCUUUAAAGUGUCGUCAAUUUGUUGAAAUGGUAAAUGGUACAGAUUCUGAAAAUAGUAUAAGAAAAAAGUCUAGUGUUAUAAAGUCAACAAAAGUAAUUGUUCAGCCUAAUAUUCCUUUUAAUGCUGUAUCAAGUAAUAAUACAAUAUUUAACGGAUCUAAUUCAUCACUUAAUAACGGACAGAUUAUCGAUGAUAUUGAUAUGGAAGACUAUUCCUCUGUAACAACCAUUAAUUCGAGUGUUCAUUCGAACUUUUAUGAUGUGGAUUCUUCUAAGCAUCUAUCGAUACCACCGAAAUUUAUAGACCUUGAAUCAAAUUGUAAAGGUAAUAACUUUCCGAAAAAUUCAAAGGAUCUGGAAGAAAUUGGGAUGAACGUUAAUCUUAUGGAAAUUGAUUCAUCAAGUUCAUCGCCUCAUAAUAAAAUCAAAAUUACUGAUAUGUCUGGAUUAGCUUGCAGUAAAAAACAAUUUUGUGGUGGCAAUAGGCAUACUAUUGAGAAGAUGCUUGAAUUCGGUAAACAACUUCAUGCAGAUUCAAUGCAUUUAAUGCGGAAGAAUGGAAAGAAUAAAACAAAUAAGAAAAUGCUGCGAGAUGCAUUUAGCUUGUUGGCUUAUGCUAAUCCAUGGACCUCACCAGUAGGAUGGCAAUUAGACCCACGACAGAGAGAAACCGUUUGUGCUCGGUUAAAUUCAGCAAUUUUAGAGUCUUGCUGUUUACCACGUCGCCCACCUUUGGAAGUUACGAUUUCACAUGCUAAAGAGUUGGUUCAUCUGAUGUCAACUGUUGGGCUUGGAUCAUGUGGCUUUGCUUCAGUUAACAAUAUAAUUGAUUAUUAAAAAAGUUCAAGAGCUAUUUUAUGAUCUAGAUUGAGAUAGAUUAAUAAAAGGCAUUAUCAAGAUUAUCAAAUUGAUCAGUAACAAUUCAAUUUUUUUAUUUUUUUUAUUUCUUCAAGUCAGAGAAUUGUUGUUAUAGAUCUUCCAUAGGUCAGAUUGUUGAGGAUCUCUUACAAAUAAAUUAAAAAUUUUCUUUUAUUACAAUAUUUUUUUUCGAGUAUAAAUAAAUGAAGUAUAAUAACUACAA
Trichogramma pretiosum is the source of this 2325-nucleotide messenger RNA. It is a transcript of the gene RanBPM, whose product is annotated as ran-binding protein 10. Gene Ontology annotation, molecular function: protein binding. NCBI's taxonomy places the organism in Eukaryota, Metazoa, Arthropoda, Insecta, Hymenoptera, Trichogrammatidae. Gene Ontology annotation, cellular component: cytoplasm. The record is from RefSeq and is a predicted model, not a curated record. Gene Ontology annotation, biological process: cell surface receptor signaling pathway; cytoskeleton organization. The coding region runs from base 315 to 2081 and encodes 588 amino acids. The transcript is spliced from 9 exons.